AGCAAAGCGUUUUUGUUUUUAGUAGUUCAGUCGAAAAAUAGCCGCACGCACGACCGAGAUGGUUUUGCAGUGGCUUCUACUCCUGCAGACCAACUGUACUUCGAUUCCUCUUCUUUUAUUUGGUACUUGGUGAAAAAGAAAAGUGCGCCGCCGCCUAAGAUAUGUUUUCUGCAUUCAGGAGCAAAGGCUCAGCCUUGGCGUCCGAGCGCUCGGAAUCCGAACCGCAGGCGGUGCUUUCGCCGGCGGACGACGAUGAGCAGGGAAGGGGAGCAGAGAAGUACCGGAAUCGUUUUGUUUCCGCUUCCAUAGAUGUUGGCGAUACAAACUCCAGUCAGAAGAGAGCUGCGCCCCCGCGGGAUUCCGAUUCGCUUGCGGUAAAAAGAAAAACCGGGGUUUUUACGAUCACGCGUCUCGCGAUUUUGUACGUCAUUCUGGUGAUGCUAUUGUGGGACGCAUCGUUACCCCGAACCGGCUGGCGUGUCUCGGAACGAACGCACCAUGAAAGACAACUAGACUUACUGACGCUGUCACGAAGCUCCAAGGACGUCCUGUUGACUACCGCAGGCGGUGGCGGACCACUUGAUGCCAGAGUCGUUUCAUCUUUUCCUUUAGGAACAGACAAGGACGUUGGACAAGAAAAUUCUUUUUUGUACUGGCUGUCGUCUUUACCGCUUCCACAUUUGCGGCUUCCCUGGAGAACGUCGACGGGGAUUUUUUCGUACUUCAGACACAAUCCAGGCUUGCUGGCCGGAGAUGAACUCGCAGUGAAACAGAUUGUCUACCUCAAGCGAGAAAUUUUCCAGGACAACAGCGAAGCCCAUCUGCGGUCGUCUAGUAUCGUCCUCCCGCGAGAAGAUAAAGGCACCAGCAACGAACUGGCUACGAGCAAAAAUACCGCACCCCUGCAAAUAACACGAAGACAUAGUCCAGAAGACAAUCAUGAAUUUGGCAGCGGAACGAGAGGUGAGCGAAUCGUGACAAGAAGCGGCUCGACGUCGACGGAUCGCAGCGGGGGCGACAAAAAACUCUUUGAAUUCAUUUAUUUACCACCUGAAACCGACACGAGCUCACAAGUGCAGAAUAUUCUCAGUGGCCUGGAGAAGAUGAACGACAAAGGGCAACCUUCUGCGGAGGAGCCACUCCCUCCCAAUCCUUUCCCCGGUGGCAUCGGCUUUGGGAGCGUAGACGCAAGAACGUUGCUCUCGCUGGAGCCGAUGAAGACAAAGACCGAUGAAAGCAGCUGGCGCCGCGAAGCUUCAACAUCGCUAUGAAACGUAUCCAGACAGGAAGGAAUCGGAAAUGAGGGCCUGGCUUAUCCCUUUACAGAGAUGCAAAUUAUACAAUAGAACUGGUAGGAGAUGAAGAAAAUGCAAAGUUUUGUGCACAACUGCUAGGUCUUCCUUUUUCUUUUGCCGAAAAUUAUUCACAGCUGCGCCGAACUCGAAAAUUAAGAAUAAGCGCUGCCAAACUGAUUUGGGAAAGACCGCUAGCGCUGCUUGCAUAACAGAUAAGGAAACAGGACAGCGCUAAGCUUAAUAAGUUGAAGUUGUGCAACUACUGUAAUUGACGACCGCGAAGAGAAGUCUAAAUCUUCUUUUCGCCAAGGCUUCAUGAUUUUUCCGCUUCUUUCUGAUGAAAAGGGUUGAAGAACUCGAUACAAGGUGACUCCACUAGGACGGGCCGGCAGAUCUGGGACUGCUUCUUGUUCUCUGGUGAGCUGGACCUGCUGGAAGCGCGGUUGGGGGAGCUGCACGAUGUAGUAACCGGGUUCGUGAUUGUGGAGUCCAACUACACGCUUCAACUGGAACCGAAGCCAUUGUACCUGAAAAACAACUACGCGCGCUUCAAGAAGUGGCACUCCAAGAUGUACCGCUACGAAAUCGCGGCGCCCCCAGCGAUGAUGCCUGGGCUACUGUACGGAACCACCACCACAAGCAGCACCACCGCUGCGGUGUCCUUAGACGGGUCGUCUCAUCCUGCUGUUCUGCAAGGGGGCGACGUUGCCAAACCGGUCUCCCUACUCGAUGGCGGCGACCUCCCCGAUUUCUGGGCCAUGGAAGUAUUUCAGCGCAAUGCAAUAGGCUGCGCCUUCCGGGACGACAACUUUGCGUUGAAGAACCAGGUCGAAGACUCAGCUCUUGUCUUCGUCAUGGACGUCGAUGAGAUUCCGCAUCCAGCUCUGCUGCAAGAGCUGAAAUUCGAGCAGUUCGUACCGUCACCUAUAACUACUCCUCGGCCGGCCCAGGCCACACAGGAAAUAAGGUCCCUCCACGUCUACCUACCGUUACAGCAUUGUUUGGGAGCGUUCUCGUUGUGCAAGGUGGAAAAAUAUUGGACGAUAUCUGCCGCCGUGGAGUUUCGUUUCUUUCGCGAUUUUUUGAACUACGAAUCCAACUGCGUGAGGAACGGAAACUUCUUUGACUCUGCGAGAGGGAAAAACCAGUGCGCGAUUGUUCAUUUACUGAGCAGGCGUACCAGCACGACGAGCCCCCUUGAUGUAGGCGCAGGGGAAGAAACGCCAUUGACGGCGUCCGCAUCGCAACUGAGCUCCACCAUAAGUGCACCACUUGGGGCAGCUGCACCGGUUGCCGACGAGGCCGCUCAAGCAGGAAAGUUAGGGAGUCCAGCUGCGGGGACAACAACAUUCGGCACCGGGGCCGGCACCACUGCGCCAUCCAAGGGCAGUGCGGCAGCAAAUUCAGGGGCACCUCCGGAAGUGCCUUUGGAGUCCGCAACUCUGCGUGUUCUAGCUCGCCGCAACUUGAGAGGCAUGUUGUUUGCGAGUUAUGACGGUGCCAGUGCAGAGGCAGACCACAACGAAGGCGGUCGGGACCGUGAGCAGCAGAAACAUCCUGAUGAUUUUGGAGGAGGCCACGAGGAGAAAUCUUCCGAGAACCACCGCGCAAACGGGCCCCUGGACAAUGGUGCGUCAAGAGCAAGAAACUACGAAGUUAAUGAUGGGCACACUGCUACGUCUACGGAGCGAUAUGCAGAAGGAGUGGGAGGAGCCAGAUUACGUACGGGCGCUGCAGACGAGUCGAACGAGCCAGAGCCAAUUUCGUCUGCAUCUUCUUCUGCUCCAACGCUGAAACAACGACUCCAGAACUCCAAUGCCUUUGACUUCAAGCGCGAAAUCAUGAGAUACCAUCUUUUGUUGCAGACCGCGGGCCCGCAUCUGGGUGUCCACAUCACGCCCCCAGCGACGGAGGAGUUGAUCUUGAAGACGCUGUCGCAGCAGUGCCGUAAAAAGGGAAACACAACGAGGACGCACCAGCUGCGUGACGUGCGUUGUGCCCUGUCCCGCCGCUACUCUUUCCAGCGCUCACACGAUUCCGAAGCAGCCCGCUUCGCGGACAUGCUGCGGCACCGGCGAACCGGCGAUGGCAACGGGGAAAAUUUUUCCGGCGAGCAGCAAACAGACGCCCUGCCUCGCAGUCUGGGCUUGUUCUUCCCACCGGCGCAGCUGAGCAAGGCCGCUGCGGCGCGGAAAAUCGUAACGCGGAUGCUUCCCAUCGUGUUGCACGCCGGGGUCCACUGUUCUUCGUGUAUGUCCACCGCAGGCAUUGUGGAAAAGUUUCAACAAACGGCUCACACCUUCAUGCGCAACCACGCAGAUUUCCGAACUGCCCACCUCUUGGCUUGCCAUGGCUUCUGGGUGGACGGCACCCUACACGGUUUUCGCAUCGCGGGGGACUUUCGCCUGCUAAAGAAUUUGCAAGCGGGCUGGGUUCCAGAUUACGUCCUACAAACCGCGACAACCAAUCCGCGGAUGCGGGAUCUGAUUUACAAUCAGACAGAAUGCGACGGUUCUCAACGACGCUGACGCUGGUACUGUGGAUUAGAUUUACGAUUCGAACAUGGGGGGGGCUAGCUGAGAAGGAUAGAGAAUCUCGAUUUCGAAAUCUGUUUGCGUAUCGAGGUUUUUCAGCGUUAGUGCUCGUUGUUCGAUUGGCUAAAGCAACACACAAAACCAAACAGAUUCCACAGUUGGGGCAAAGGAUGGGGUAGUGGAGUAGGUAGCUUAGAUGUCCACUACGCCCUGAUGCCCCAACAGACUCAAUGACAUUCUCUAUCUGUUACUAGCUUGCUUUUUUUUUUUUGGCGGGGUUUUUAAAAAAGAAGGGCAAAGAUAAAGAUGUCGCUAGGGCGUGAUUCCUAAUGUUCAAGAAGGCCUUUUUACGAUGUGACUAACUUCUUUGCAAAUGGACCCAAAAUAGGAGACCUAAGGUUCGGGUGUGAAUUUCUUCACGCAGCUUCUGUUCCCUUCCUUGAGUUGCUGCGGUGUUGAAGUUUACGCCUAUGCUCGACUGCGCGGGAGGGUUUUUGCCUUACCCCUCUAAGGUCUCAGGAAUCACGCUGCCACACUGUCACCAAACCCACGCCGACACUACCAAAAAGACUUUUUGAUAUGAAUAAAAAAGCCCCAAAGAAGCAUACUGCAGGGGGAAGGGAAAGGGCUUGCAGCUACCCAAAAAGCGCGGCCAAGCAUAUCAGAGGGCUUGCCUGGGGGUAGUUUCUGCACAGGUGCCGCGCUUGUGUAUUUAUAUCGCAGCAAUGAAGUAGAAGAGCAUGGGCACGAUAGUCAGCAACUGCCCCCUUCUCUGCCUUCCUCCUGUAGCAAUACUUCCAAAAAGAGCCGAUGCACAGCCAACAUUCCGACGCGCCCAGCCAUGCAUGUCGUGGCACUUCGAGGUCCCAAAGAUUGCUUCUUCAAAACUCACAAGUGUGAAUUGAGAUUUCCCGACCUUUAGGCUUAGCGUUUUAGGCGUGUGGGGCGGGUCAGUGGGCCACUAGGAGGAACAGGUACAGAAACAUCACCGAAAAAAAGGAAGAGCAACAUUGCGCGAGCGAUGUCGCAUCACUACAGUUGUCGACUUCUAUGCGCAGCUAAGAUGGAGGCAACUCGGUGAUGUAACUCAUUGCGUGGUGGACCGUGUGAACAACUGUAGCACGCUGCGAGGAGGAGGGAAGAGCAUUCUGGAGCCGCAAGGCAAA
Amoebophrya sp. A120 is the source of this 4995-nucleotide messenger RNA. NCBI's taxonomy places the organism in Eukaryota, Dinophyceae, Syndiniales, Amoebophryaceae. The record is from the annotation of a GenBank genome assembly.